AAUAAUAAUAAUAAUAAUAAUAAUAAUAACAACAAUAACAAUAAUAAUAAUAAUAAUAAUAAUAAUAAUAACAAUAAUAAUAACAAUAACUAUAACAAUAACUAUAACAAUAACAAUAACAAUAACAAAAACAAUAAUAAUAAUAAUAAUAAUAAUAAUAAUAAUAACAACAAUAAAAAUAACAAUAAUAAUAAUAAUAAUAAUAAUAAUAAUAGUAAUAAUAAUAAUAAUAAUAACAAUAAUAAUAAUAAUAAUAACAAUAAUAAUAAUAAAAGCAACAAUAAUAAUAAUAAUAAUAAUAAUAAUAAUAAUAAUAAUAACAAUAACAAUAACAAUAACAAUAAUAAUAAUAAUAAUAAUAAUAAUAAUAAUAAUAAUAAUAAUAAUAAUAAUAAUAACAACAACAAUAACGAUAACAAUAAAAAAAACAAUAACAAUAACAAUAAUAAUAACAAUAACAAUAACAAUAACAUUAACAAUAACAAUAACAAUAACAAUAACAAUAACAAUAACAAUAACAAUUAUAAUAAUAAUAAUAGUAAUAAUAACAAUAAUAUUAAUAAUAGUAAUAAUAAUAAAAACAAUGUCAAUACCAAUGAUAAUAAUAAUAACAAUAACAAUAACAAUAACAAUAACAAUAACAAUAAUAAUAAAUAUAACAAUAACAACAACAAUAACGAUAACAAUAACAAUAACGAUAACAAUAACAAUAACACAAACAAUAACAAUAACAAUAACAAUAACAAUAACAAUAACAAUAACAAUAACAAUAACAAUAACAAUAACAAUAACAAUAACAAU
This is a messenger RNA of Vespa crabro (European hornet), 801 nucleotides long. RefSeq lists its product as uncharacterized. The annotation marks the transcript as partial. The record is from RefSeq and is a predicted model, not a curated record. Lineage: Eukaryota; Metazoa; Arthropoda; Insecta; Hymenoptera; Vespidae. The transcript has 2 exons.